Messenger RNA from Solanum tuberosum (potato), 1146 nucleotides. RefSeq lists its product as uncharacterized. NCBI's taxonomy places the organism in Eukaryota, Viridiplantae, Streptophyta, Magnoliopsida, Solanales, Solanaceae. The transcript is spliced from 2 exons. The coding region runs from base 1 to 1146 and encodes 381 amino acids. The record is from RefSeq and is a predicted model, not a curated record.
AUGGAACUACCUCAGGGAUUUGAGAGCCAGGGGGAGAACAAAGUAUGUAGACUCACUAAAUCCCUGUAUGGGUUGAAACAAGCUCCUAGACAGUGGAAUGCAAAAUUGUCCGAGGCAUUAUUGAGGUUCCAGUUCAAACAAAGUGAACAUGAUCAUUCUUUGUUCACCAAACAAACAUCUGCAGGGUCUGUAUUUGUUCUUAUAUAUGUGGAUGACAUGCUUAUUACAGGAAGCAGUGGUCAACUCAUUGAAGAAACAAAAAAGAAGUUGAGUCAAACCUUCAAGAUGAAGGACCUAGGACUGGGAAAUUCAAAACCAGCAGUGACUCCUAUUGACAACAACAACAAAUUGACUUCAAAACAAUAUGAUGAUCAGUUCAAUUCAGAAAGUUCAAAAGAAGAUCCUCCAGCUGAUCAAAGUGCUUAUCAGAGAUUGAUAGGAAAGCUUCUUUACCUUACUAUGACAAGGCCUGACAUUUCGUUUGGAGUGCAGACCUUGAGUCAAUUUCUACAACAACCUAAACAGACUCACAUGGAAGCAGCCCUGAGAAUUGUUAGGUAUAUAAAAGGGCAGCCUGGUCAAGGAAUACUUCUAUCUAGUGUACAAGACAACAAUAUCACAGCUUUUUGUGAUGCAGACUGGGCAUCAUGUCCUCUUACAAGGAAGUCUGUAACAGGAUACUUUAUCAAGCUUGGAAAUUCUGUUAUAUCAUGGAAAUCUAAGAAACAGUCUACUGUUUCUAGAAGUUCAGCCGAAGCUGAAUACAGAAGUAUAGCCACAACUAUAACUGAAGUUAUUUGGAUGAUAGGUCUGAUGAAUGAUCUAGGUAUUAAGAUACAGAAACCUAUAGAUGUGUGUACAGACAGUAAAGCAACAAUCUUGCUAGCUGUUAAUCCUGUAUAUCAUGAGAGAACAAAACACAUUGAGGUAGAUUGUCACUUCAUAAGGGAAAAAAUUGUACAAGGGGUUAUUUGUACCAAGUACACUCCAACACAGGAACAACCAGCUGACAUGUUAACCAAAGGACUGACCAAGGUUCAACAUCAAGUUCUCAGUUCCAAGCUUGGAGUUCAAAACAUUUUUUCACUUCCAAGCUUGAGGGGGAGUGUUAAUAGUAGUGACUUAAAAGAUAAGCAAAGAAUAUAA